Molecule: messenger RNA, 1039 nt
Organism: Anopheles darlingi
Lineage: Eukaryota; Metazoa; Arthropoda; Insecta; Diptera; Culicidae
Product: 27 kDa glycoprotein-like
Exons: 6
Coding region: 105-860 (251 amino acids)
Source: RefSeq, a predicted model, not a curated record
GAUGUGGCACGACGGCUGCCAUUAUUUAACGCCGUGCUCCGCUCAGGAACGAUCUAGUUUCUGAAUUUCGUCCACUGAACGAGGUUACAUUUUUCAUUGUAAGAAUGUCAAAAUUGAGUGUUACAUUGCUCUUCAUUGGGCUGUCGUUGCUAGUAGUUUGCGAUGGAUCCCCGAUUGGUCCGAGCUCGGAGUCAAAUGAAUCGAACGAAGUGGACGAAUUCCUGACCGAAAUGCGUGAAAUGUGCAAAAACAACACAGGUUCCGAUGAAGCAUUCCCCAAUUUUAUGCAAUCGGUUGAACAGGCUAUGAUGUGUGCUACCGCUUUCGAUGUAGACAAUUUCGUGUCUGAUUUGGAAAAGCUGACAAACGCAACGCGAGGAACGUUCUUCCCCAACUACUGUCCCAAGCUGCGAACGGUCGCUACCUGCAAGGAUGGAAUUUUGGCUGGCAUGAAGCCAUGUCUCGAGAGUGAUGACUACAACAUUGUGGACGCGUUGGCCGGUAUCAUUCCAGACGCAGUCGAAUUGAUUUGUAAAAACGAUGGAAGUAUCAUAUUCCAAAUGGAAGACGAGACGCGACUGGAAUGUAUCGGUUCGAAGGUUGAUGAAUUGACGGUGUGUGCCACGUCGGUUGCGAGCACCUGGAACGAUGAUUCGGACCUUUCCGAGCUCACGCCAGAUCAGUGCAGCGCUUUAAUCAACUUCAGGCAAUGCAUAAAGGAGAAACUGGACGCUUGCCAAGUGUCGGAAAUUCUGGGCAUCUACGAUCUCUUCCAUAAUGCACUGUUUCGAAUGACGCCAUGUCGCAAUAGUACGGCGGUGCCACAACUUGAACUGGUUGAUAACAACGCGAUUGUUUGAAGCUUAAACCAGAGGGCAAAAUGUCAGGGUUACGGUUGGUGUGAUAAUGAUCUUCAUACCGACACCAAAGCCACUUCGUAAUAUGAUUGGUUGCAAACCUUACGACGAAUCCAGUUCAUUCAAUGUGGUUUAAUAAAGGAAAUUAUUAUAAAAGACCACAAAUGCAUGUUUGCUUUAUC